This is a messenger RNA of Chanos chanos (milkfish), 2697 nucleotides long. RefSeq names its product phosphorylase, glycogen, liver (gene pygl). The coding region runs from base 38 to 2599 and encodes 853 amino acids. Gene Ontology annotation, molecular function: pyridoxal phosphate binding; glycogen phosphorylase activity. NCBI's taxonomy places the organism in Eukaryota, Metazoa, Chordata, Actinopteri, Gonorynchiformes, Chanidae. Gene Ontology annotation, cellular component: cytoplasm. Gene Ontology annotation, biological process: glycogen catabolic process. The transcript has 20 exons. The record is from RefSeq and is a predicted model, not a curated record.
ACAGGCCAGUACGCAGUAGAUAGUUGUGACAGGAGGCAUGGCGGCACCGCUAACUGACCAGGAAAAGCGCAAACAGAUCAGCAUCAGAGGGAUUGUCGGAGUAGAAAAUGUCGCCGAGCUGAAAAAGGGUUUCAACCGACAUUUGCACUUCACUUUAGUGAAAGACAGAAAUGUUGCUACAGCGAGGGACUAUUACUUUGCUCUCGCACACACAGUUCGAGAUCACCUGGUUGGCCGCUGGAUCAGGACGCAGCAGUUCUACUAUGAGACUGACCCGAAGAGAGUGUAUUACCUGUCUCUGGAGUUCUAUAUGGGCCGAACUUUGCAGAACACCAUGAUAAACUUGGGCUUGCAGAAUGCCUGUGAUGAAGCCAUCUAUCAGCUGGGUUUGGAUAUGGAAGAUCUGGAGGAUAUGGAAGAAGAUGCUGGUCUUGGAAAUGGUGGCUUGGGCAGACUUGCAGCAUGCUUCCUGGACUCCAUGGCAACGCUGGGCUUGGCAGCAUAUGGGUAUGGCAUUCGAUAUGAAUAUGGCAUUUUUAACCAGAAGAUCAAAGAUGGAUGGCAGGUGGAGGAAGCAGAUGAUUGGCUGAGAUAUGGUAACCCUUGGGAAAAAGCCCGCCCUGAGUACAUGCUGCCAGUGCAUUUCUAUGGCCGUGUGGAGGAGACUAAGGAAGGCUCUAAGUGGGUGGACACACAGGUGGUGCUGGCCAUGCCUUAUGACACGCCCAUCCCUGGUUACAUGAACAACACUGUGAAUACAAUGAGGCUGUGGUCAGCGCGCGCACCCAACGACUUCAACCUGCGAGACUUUAACGUUGGCGAUUACAUCCAGGCUGUGCUGGACCGGAACUUGGCUGAAAACAUCUCCCGAGUUCUCUACCCAAAUGAUAAUUUUUUUGAGGGGAAGGAGCUGCGACUGAAGCAGGAGUAUUUUGUGGUGGCUGCCACACUCCAAGACGUUAUUCGUCGAUUUAAGACCUCCAAGAGAAAUUCCACUGGCCCCUUGUCCUUUGACACCUUCCCGGACAAGAACGCCAUCCAGCUGAAUGACACUCAUCCUGCCAUGGCUAUUCCUGAGCUCAUGAGGAUCUUUGUUGACAUUGAGAAACUUGACUGGGACACGGCUUGGGACAUUACUAAGCGCACAUUUGCCUACACCAAUCACACUGUGCUUCCUGAGGCUCUGGAGCGCUGGCCAGUAGAACUGAUGGAGAGUCUGUUACCCAGACAUCUGCAAAUCAUCUACAAGAUCAACCAGAUGCACCUGGAUCACAUAGCUUCCCUCUUCCCUAAGGAUGUGGAUCGUAUCCGUAGGAUGUCACUGAUUGAAGAGGAUGGGGGUAAGAGAGUGAACAUGGCUCACCUCUGCAUUGUUGGCUCCCACGCAGUGAACGGAGUAGCCCAGAUCCAUUCCAACAUCAUUAAAAAAGAAAUAUUCCGUGACUUUGCUGAACUGGAGACUGAUAAAUUCCAGAACAAAACCAAUGGCAUCACUCCAAGACGCUGGCUACUGCUCUGCAACCCUGGCUUGGCAGAUCUGAUUGCAGAGGCCAUUGGAGAAGACUAUGUGAAAGACCUGAGUCAGCUGGAGAAGCUGAAAGAUCUGGUUGAAGUUGAGGGUUUCAUCAGAGACGUCUCGAAAGUGAAACAGGACAACAAGCUCAAGUUUGCACAGUACCUGGAGACAGAGUACAAAGUGAAGAUCAACCCGUCGUCCAUGUUCGACGUGCACGUGAAGAGGAUCCAUGAGUACAAGCGCCAGCUCCUGAACUGCCUCCACAUCAUCACCAUGUACAACCGUAUAAAGAAGAACCCAGCUGCUCCAUUUGUACCUCGCACUGUGAUCAUUGGAGGAAAGGCAGCUCCUGGCUACCACAUGGCUAAGAUGAUCAUCAAGCUGAUCACCUCUGUCGCUGAGGUCGUCAAUAACGACCCCAUAGUUGGUGACAAACUGAAAGUCAUCUUUCUGGAGAACUACAGGGUCUCUCUGGCGGAGAAAGUGAUUCCUGCCACAGACCUGUCCGAGCAGAUCUCCACCGCAGGCACUGAGGCCUCUGGCACAGGCAACAUGAAGUUCAUGCUGAAUGGGGCUCUGACCAUCGGCACCCUGGACGGCGCCAACGUGGAGAUGGCAGAGGAGGCUGGCCAGGAAAAUCUGUUCAUCUUCGGCAUGACCGUGGAAGAUGUGGCCAAAAUGGACAGUGAAGGCUAUGAUGCCAUGAAAUACUAUAAGAAGCUCCCUGAGCUGAAACAAGUGGCCGAUCAGAUCAAGUCUGGCUUCUUCUCUCCGAAACAACCAGAACUCUUCAAUGACAUCACCAACAUGCUCUUUAACCAUGACCGCUUCAAAGUGUUUGCAGACUACGAGUCCUAUGUCAAGUGCCAAGAGAGAGUCAGUGCUCUUUAUGAGGACCAAAAGGAGUGGACCAAGAUGGUGAUAAAGAACAUCGCCGCAUCCGGAAAAUUCUCCAGUGACCGCACCAUCGCAGAAUACGCCACUGAGAUUUGGGGUGUGGAGCCCACUGACCUCAAGAUCCCUCCCCCCAGCGAGCCACGGGAGGCCAUCGAGGAGACCGCCAGGGCGCUGAAGAAGAUGUGAAAACCCCCCUCAGGGGUUACCAUGAUAACGCUGUUACAUGCCAUGUCGUUGUCAUGGGCUUCUGGCUAAUAGUUUUCUCUUAAGUGCCUUUAACAUUA